This is a messenger RNA of Pseudo-nitzschia multistriata, 1685 nucleotides long. The record is from the annotation of a GenBank genome assembly. Lineage: Eukaryota; Bacillariophyta; Bacillariophyceae; Bacillariales; Bacillariaceae.
UAAAAAUGGAAGAGCUAGAGAAGAGUGGUUGCGACGAGAGACUUGGCCGAGAAGAACAGACGCAACUGAAACAGAGUGCUMUGUCAUCGAGUACCACAGAUUCAACAAUUGCAGAUAACACCACCAAUCARAACAAAGAAAGAGAUGCUAAAAUUACGAGCCAAAACGAAGCACUCGUUGGRGAAGAUUCAUCUUUAAAACGUUCACUGAAUCGUCAUGACUUCUUGGAGCUUGAUAAGGGACCACAAUCCACGAUGGAACAUACAAUGAGCACUGCAAACGAUAUUGGUCGAGUAAUGAGUGCUGCAAACGGAACACGAAACGUUUCGAACAAGAGAUUAAAAAGGGGAGAAUCACUUGAUGCCAUUCCAAAGACUCCGGCGACUACACCAACCUCUGGUGCAACUAUGAAUACCACGAGAGAGGAUCAUAGUCCCAAUCCGCCACCUCCUACGCCUCCACCGUCUGUUGCGUCCACAGCUACGAACACUUCGUCUGUGGCUCCAUCCGAGGAGGCRGCAACCCCUUCCAUUGGAUCGGGAUCUAUGCUAGCGAAACAUAAGGAUGUUUCCUCGGGUGGUAAUGGUGGUGGUUGGACGGACGAUGAUGCCUACGAACGCAUGCCAAAGACUCCGAUUGCACCCCCACAAAGUACGUCGUCUUCAAGGGUAACUUCGCGACAUACUGCAGCGUCCCCACUCCUCUGUGCUGGCGGUGUAUAUCUUGCGGACGUUCCACCAGCGCCACCCACAACCCCGGCACCAAAACUCGGCGGGAAUGUAUACCGGGAUUUAGGAUUGGCAACUCCACUUCCAUACACAGCCGGCUUCGUUCAAAAUGCAAAUCAACUGGAGAUGCAACAACGGCAAAACCAACAGAGGCAGAAAAAACUUCAAGRAGAGAUACAAGAAGGGGCUAUCACUCCCGCWCCCCAUCGAUCUCAGACCGACACGGCGAGGCCACCAGCUGCAACAGGAACGACAGCAACUUCCCUCUCGGACGAUUUUUCUGAAUGGGCCGUGGGAGAUCGAUACAAACUAUGUAGGAUGCUGGGGCGAGGUUCGUAUGGUGAAGUUGCACAGGCAAUUGACAAGUACCAAGGGCGACCAGAUGCAUUUGUAGCGAUCAAAAGGAUAGUUGGUCCAUUUGACCAAGAAGUUGACGCCGUGCGUCUUUUUCGAGAAAUUCAUAUAUUGAGGAGACUGCGGACACUUGGAAAAAACGAUUGCAUCGUUCCCUUGUUAGACGUUGUCCAACCGCCGACGGAAGAUCUUAACGACUUCCACGACUUGUAUCUUGUCUUUGAUUAUGUGGAUACYGACUUGUACAAACUUAUCAUGUCUCCACAAUACUUGACGACCGAACACAUACAAACUUUUCUUUAUCAGAUGCUGAUCGGCCUGAAAUACAUUCAUAGCGGCAAUGUCAUUCAUCGAGACUUGAAACCAGCAAAUAUUUUGUUAAACGAAGACUGCUCAUUGAAAGUACGUAUGMACGCUCAACAAAUGAUCCGUACUGGCGAAAAGAAAUAYAUAUAUAUAYRUGACGGUUCGCUCUCACACCACAAAUCUCUCGUUCUCUACACCAAAACAGAUUUGCGACUUUGGGUUGGCUCGCAUCGUAGACGAAAUUUCGGUCGCACGUUCUUCUUCAUCUUCUAUCAAAGAUAAAAACAGCGGGAACAC